Messenger RNA from Phyllostomus discolor (pale spear-nosed bat), 1128 nucleotides. It is a transcript of the gene TXNL4B, whose product is annotated as thioredoxin like 4B. Gene Ontology annotation, cellular component: spliceosomal complex; U4/U6 x U5 tri-snRNP complex; U5 snRNP. Gene Ontology annotation, biological process: mRNA splicing, via spliceosome. The coding region runs from base 300 to 749 and encodes 149 amino acids. NCBI's taxonomy places the organism in Eukaryota, Metazoa, Chordata, Mammalia, Chiroptera, Phyllostomidae. The transcript has 4 exons. The record is from RefSeq and is a predicted model, not a curated record.
GACGUAGACCGUGACUGGAAUAACUAGACCAUUGGGGUGUUGAACUGCGUCAUCUACUAUUCCUGUACGAUUUCGUUUUCCUUUUCCGUCUCUUUAAGUGUGCCGCCGGGGGUUGCUAGGCAACAGACCCAGGGUUGCUUCGGAUUAGAGUCCUUGUGGCGUUUCCGGCGGAAGAAAGUAACUUCUAGUGUUCUGACUGGGAAAGAGACCGCGGUUGUCGACAGUCUUAAAUUGAAGAGGGAGGCAACUUGUACAAAUUAAGACUGACAGUGGGGGAUUACUAUUUGGAUUAUUUCAAGAUGAGCUUCCUAUUGCCCAAACUGACCAGCAAAAAAGAAGUCGACCAGGCGAUAAAGAGCACCGCAGAGAAGGUGUUGGUUCUCAGGUUUGGGAGAGACGAGGAUCCUGUCUGUCUGCAACUGGAUGAUAUUCUUUCUAAGACCUCCUCUGACUUGAGUAAAAUGGCUGCUAUUUAUCUAGUGGAUGUGGACCAAACUCCAGUUUAUACACACUACUUUGACAUCAGUUAUAUUCCAUCUACUGUGUUUUUCUUCAAUGGGCAACAUAUGAAAGUGGAUUAUGGGUCUCCAGAUCACACUAAGUUUGUGGGAAGUUUCAAAACCAAGCAAGACUUCAUAGAUUUGAUUGAAGUAAUUUAUCGAGGAGCAAUGAGAGGAAAACUUAUUGUCCAAAGUCCUAUUGAUCCCAAGAAUAUUCCCAAAUAUGACCUUCUCUAUCAAGACAUUUAGCACAUUUACUGUCAAAGCUGAAGAAAGAGGCACAUCUCGAGAAGCAGUAUUUGAAUGCAGCUGUGCUGUUUUUCUGGAGUCCUUCGGAAACAAGCUCAGUGUCCCAGUGGAGGAGAGGUAUGACUUGUAUAGAAAAUACUUCCCAAGUAGAAGACCCCGCCGGGACUGAGAUGAUGUGGGAAGCCUGUGUUUUCCCCCCACAAACCUCGGAGCGCUCAGGUCAACUGGGAUCAACUUCCCCACGUGACUUGUUUGACUUUUCUCUAUAUUGUGCUUUUAUUGUCCCUUAAUAUAAUACAGAAUUCUUCUAAACACUGGCUAGUACAAUUUGAUUUAACUAUGUUUAUUUGAUACACAAGUUAAAUGUAAAGAGCAAAAA